AUGGCACCGCAAGGGAACGAACCCGCGGGUUACACAUAUCAAGUGCAGAAUCCCAUGGGAGUACAACAGCAGCAGGUACAGGACCCGCGAUACCCAAGCGCUUAUCCGGCCCAGCAAGCACCUGUACAAGUACCUACACCACCCGCUCAAUCACCACCUUCUCAAGAACAGUAUCCAUUGCCUCAACCUCCUGAACCAGUAAAGCAGCCAUCAUCGGACAACAAGCCAGCAGUAGCCAUUGCGCCCGACGCUAAUCCCUUGACUCCAAACGCUCCGAGAGUGCCACAAAGAGCGAGCACCAACAUGGCCAUCGUUCCUCCGCCGCCCGAUCCGUCGCAUUUUUCGAUUGGCAUAUAUACUCCCAGUCCACAAGCGCUCAAAGGCGGAUCAUGGCAGCAUGGUCUAUGCUCCUGUGCCGAUCCUUCCACUUGUUUGACGGGACUUUUCUGCCCCUGUAUCGUUUACGGAAGGACACAAUACCGACUGGCGCUUCGAGGGGAAAGAAAAGAUCCAACAAAUAUGCUAGGUUACGCCGCUGUCAACGGAUCCUGCAUAGCAUUUGCGGCCUUGUGUGGUGUCAAUGGGUUUCUGGCGGCGAUCCAACGUUCACGGAUACGGAAGACUUACAAUAUGAGUACGGAGGCAGGCAAUGUCCCUGGUGAUUGUGUCAAGGGCCUUUGUUGCUGCUGCUGUGUCGUUGCUCAGGAUGAGAAAGAGGUACGGUUCCGAGAGGAGCAAGCUAGAAAACCCGUGGCCUCCGGCACCAAUCAGGAAGGUUAUGUGGCACCGACUGGGAUGACUUUUAAUCCGCCUCCGAGAUGA
Molecule: messenger RNA, 822 nt
Organism: Exophiala xenobiotica
Lineage: Eukaryota; Fungi; Ascomycota; Eurotiomycetes; Chaetothyriales; Herpotrichiellaceae
Exons: 1
Coding region: 1-822 (273 amino acids)
Source: RefSeq, a predicted model, not a curated record